AAUGGUCUCCGCCCUUCCUUCGCUAGGAAGUAUCGACACUGCCGCUUGGCUAUGGAGGACCCUCUCGACGGCGCCGCCUUGUCAAUAGAAAAUGGGAGUAGCACCAACGAUCUCUUGAAGAGGGAAGUUGGGUUUAGCGCGGACUCGAUCCCAGUUAGCCCUUCACGUCCCUGUUUCCAGAAAGUGUGGCGGUCAUGGCUAUCGAUCAACGAUUCCUGGACCUCCAAAUGGUGGUAUGCGGCGGUCCACAACAUCACUGCCGUGAUUGGAGCUGGAGUUCUUUCGCUCCACGGAGCUAUGGUCGACUUAAGCUGGGCUCCAGGGAUUUUCGUGCUGUGCGUUAUCGGCAUCAUAAGUCUCAGCACAAUGUGGCAAAUGAUCGAGCUCCACGAGCUCGAUGGGAAACGCAUGGACAGAUACCAUGAGCUGGGCCAGAGGGCUUUCGGAAAGAAGCUCGGGCUCUGGAUUGUGGUACCCAUGCAAAUGCUCGUCGAGAUCGGUGUCGACACCGUCUACCUCCUCACCGCUGGAAAAUCCAUCCGGAAGAUCCACAGCCUUCUCUAUGGUUGCCCAAUUCAAGACUCUUCAUGUAACUGGGAGCUGCGAUAUUGCAUCAUGGCGUUUGCAUCGGUCCAGCUUCUCCUCUCGCAGCUUCCACAUUUCACCUCCAUCACCUGGGUUUCGAUUAUUGCCGCUUUCAUGUCUCUCGGCUACUCCACAAUUGCUUGGGUCGCCACCUUAAUGCGUGAACGAAGCCCCACAGUCAGCUAUGAAUUUCCAAAAGCAACUUCUACUGCGGAUGUUAUUUUCGGGGUGUUUAGCUCGCUGGGCCAGAUCUCGUUUGCAUUUGCGGGACACAAUAUCGUUCUUGAGAUCCAGGCCACUAUUCCUUCCACCAUUGAGAGACCCUCCAAGAUCUCGGCCUGGAAUGGAGCUCUCCUGGCCUACACGAUGACCAUCUUGUGUUAUUUCCCAAAUGCCCUGGUCGGGUAUUACGUUUUUGGGAAUCAAAAGAACCAUGACAUGCACGUCCUUGAGAUUCUGGACAAGCCUGUUUGGCUCGUCGCACUAGGAAAUGCAAUGGUGGUGACGCAUAUGUGUGGUGGCUUUCAGAUAUUUGCAAUGCCGCUGUUUGACAAUGUGGAGAUGCUUCUCACAAACCUGUGGAAGGUUAAUGGAGGGAUCAAUCUUAGAUUACUUGUUCGAUCAAUUUACGUUGCAUUUACAUGCUUUCUUGCUGUGACAUUUCCUUUCUUUGACGAUUUGCUCGCUUUUGUUGGGGGAAUAGCCUUCGUCCCAACAACAUUCCUGCUACCUUGUAUCAUCUGGCAAAUUCUUCGCAAGCCCAGAACAUUCGGAUUGCCAUGGCUAGCGAACAUGGCUUGCAUAGGAGUGGGCUUCUUUCUUACAAUCGCUUCCACAGCUGGUGGGCUUCGAAACAUUCUCCUCAAGGCUUCGCAUUACCAGUUCUACAAAUAACUUUCCUUGUAAGGUUUUCAUAUGUGAAUAUUCGUAUCCUUCUUCCGCG
Molecule: messenger RNA, 1528 nt
Organism: Selaginella moellendorffii
Lineage: Eukaryota; Viridiplantae; Streptophyta; Lycopodiopsida; Selaginellales; Selaginellaceae
Product: lysine histidine transporter 2
Exons: 9
Coding region: 52-1479 (475 amino acids)
Cellular component (GO): plasma membrane
Source: RefSeq, a predicted model, not a curated record